This is a messenger RNA of Myxocyprinus asiaticus (Chinese sucker), 3068 nucleotides long. RefSeq lists its product as uncharacterized. NCBI's taxonomy places the organism in Eukaryota, Metazoa, Chordata, Actinopteri, Cypriniformes, Catostomidae. The transcript has 2 exons. The record is from RefSeq and is a predicted model, not a curated record. The coding region runs from base 1291 to 2232 and encodes 313 amino acids.
AAAGGUCAAACAUCAUGUCCAAAUCAAUUACGUCAUGAUAAUGUUAAGAGUUUUAAUUCUAACAAGCCUUAAAAGGUGCUGUAAGUGAGUUUUGCCCUCCUGGAAUGUCUACCAGACUAGCCGUUAAAUUAGCUACGCCCCCUCUUUUGCAAAACUGCACUCCAAAGAUGCAAAAACACAAACACACUAGAGACUGCAUUGCGUUGGAGCCUAUGGAGGGGGGUAGCAUUUUGCCAUCCAUAACCGUUUCACAGGAACAGGACACCGUACCAGCACUUAUACAAGCAUAUAAGGACAACUCUGUGAAUGUGCUCUAUGAUUUACAGGCAGCAAGUAUUCUGAUUGCUAAACAAAUGAUCUGACCAUGGAUAUCUGUCCUCCACUGUCUACCCAGCCUAAGGCUGUUAUCUGACAGUUUCACCAGGGAUGAACUGCUGAAUAUUCGGCACAGCAUACCUGAUAAUUUUUUGCAAGCGUUUGAUUAUUCUGACGUUUUAUUAAGACAUCUUAGCUGGAGACACAGCGGUGAUCUGACAAACGAUCCAAAGACGCAUGCCAGUGAAGCGAGCCGGCGCACUUGUGAAGCUUAAUCAACGCGGCUUUAGGUCUCUGCUGCAGAGUAUUCAUCUGGCGAAUGUCCGCUCCCUUGCCAACAAAACGGACAAACUGCUUCUGCUCAAACAAAUGAGGACUUUUCUAACUCCGCUGCUCUGUGAAGCUAUCCAGGACAGCGCGUUACAUCCGCUGGGCUUUUAGCUGUUCAGAGCAGAUCGCAUUGUGGAGUUAUCGGGGAAAACGAGAGGCGGUGGAACAUGCUUUUACAUCAACAAAAGUCGGUGUACAGAUGUAACAGCGUUGAAGAUGUGCUGUUCAAAUUUAGAGGUGCUCUUCAUCAACUGUAAGCCUUUCUACUUGCCACGGGAGUUUACCUCAUUUAUUCUGGUGAGUGUUUUGUCCCGCCACAAGCAUGCAUGAAUGCAGCAUUGCAUCAGUUGGCUGAUCACAUCACAGACACCGAGCAACAACACCCGGACUCACUUAUUAUUCUGGGAAAUUUUAAUAAAUCUAACCUCACCCGUGAACUGUCAAAUUACAAACAACACAUCACAUGCCACACCAGAGAAAGAAAUAUAAUGAACCACUGCUACACCACUGUAAAGGAUGCAUAUCGCUCUGUCCCACGUACAGCUUUAGGACUCUCUGAUCACUGUUUGGUUCAUCAUCUCCCGACCUACAAGCAGAAACUAAAAUCAGCUAAGCCUGUAGAAAGGACUGUAAAUAGGUGGACCAAUGAAUCAGAGCUGGAACUACAAGCCUGCUUUGACUGCACUGAAUGGAGUGUUUUUGAAGCUGCAGCCACAGACCUGGAUGAGCUCACAGAUAAUGUGCCAUCAUAUAUCAGUUUCUGUGAGGAUAUGUGCAUCCCUACUAAGACAUUUGUAUCAUUCAAUAAUGAUAAACCAUGGUUUACAGGAAAACUCAGACAGCUUUUUCAUGCCAAAGAGGAUGCUUACAGAAGUGGGGAUAAAACAUUGUACAACAAGGCCAGGAACACUUACUAAGGAAAUCAGAGUGGCUAAAAGAAGCUACUCUGAAAAGCAGAAAAAGCAGUUUUCAGCCAAAGAUCCUGCAUCUGUUUGGAAAGGCCUAAAAAGCAUCAUCAAGAACAAGACACCUCCCCCUCGCUCUGUAGAGAGUCAACUAAUGGCUGAUGAACUGAAUGUGUUUUACUGCAGGUUUGAAAAGCCCAGUCUCACACCCCUCCCCCACUCUGAUCUUCACUUCACACAUACACACACUGGAACCCCUCCUCAUGCUACUCAAUCUGCACUUAUGAUCUGUGAGGAAGAUGUGUGCCAGGUCUUUCAGAAACAAAAGACUAGGAAAGCUUCAAGCCCAGAUGGUGUUUCACCUGCCUGUCUGAAAGUCUGCGUGGGUGAUCAGCUGGCUGUCUGGUGCGGUCACAACAACCUUGAGUUUAACACGCUCAAAACAGUGGAGAUGACAGUGUACUUCAUGAGGAAUCCCCCGUCACUCCCUCCAUCCCCCAUCCUGAACAGCACUGGAGUCAUUCAAGUUCCUGGGCUCUACCAUCUAUCAGGACCUAAAGUGGGACACCCACAUAGACUCCAUUGUGAAGAAGGCUCAGCAGAGGUUGUACUUCCUUCGCCAGCUGAGGAAGUUAAACCUGUCACAGGAGCUGCUGAAACAGUUCUACUCGGCCGUCACUGAGUCUGUCCUGUGUACAUCUAUAACUGUCUGGUUUGGUUCAGCCACCAAAUCAGACAGAAGGACACUACAACGGACAAUCAGAACUGCUGAGAACAUUCUUGGUGCCCCCCUGCCCACCCUCCAAAAUAUGUUUCUCUUCAGAGUGAGGAAACGUGCAGGUAGAAUCACUCUGGACACCACACACCCUGCCCACUUCCCUCUUUGAACGGUUGUCCUCUGGCCGGUGCUACAGGGCACUGAGCGCCAGGAAAUCCAGGCAAAAGAACAGAUUUUACCCUCAUGCAUUUUCCUCAUGAACAAUUAAUCUGCCUCAGGACUCCCCCAUUGUGCAAUAAUGUAAAUACAUCUCAUGUACAUAUAAAAAUUCACAUAUUUAUUUCAAUAACUGUACAUACCCCUACCUUGCACUUACAUUACCACUUGCACAUGUAUAUAUGCCAUUCUGUUAUGUGUCCUAUUAUUUGUAUGUCUAUUUAGACUUUUACCUCGUUUCGGUGUCUCACUUUGUAAGUCUCUUACAUGUUGUGUGCACUUGUUUCUCCUAUCACCAAAAAAUAUUCCUUGUGUAUGUGAGAACACUUGGCAAUAAAGCUCAUUCUGAUUAUUCGGAGCCUCACUCUGUGUAUCUCCGGCCACAGUGAAAUCUUAUUGGUCCAAACUCCUGCUCUACAUAUUAAACAUCACAUAUUGAAUGAUUUGUUGUGAUUCUAUCACAGUUGUUCAGUUGUUACUUUAUGCAGCAUUUUGGCUUUUUGUGAAGACAAAAAUUAUAAAACACUGGAGACUUGUUCCACUACAACUGGUUAGGUCACAGUGUCAAAGCCAACAAGCUAAAA